AUCGCGCCGUCACAGCAGUGAGAGCUAGCGGUCACAGCUUUCUGGGCAGAAAUGUCACUGUUACUCGACCCAAGUACGAAUCGCGGGAACCGGAGGAGAACGCAAGCUGAACACACUCAAGACAAAGAGAAGGAAAAUGUUUGCGUUGCUGAUGAGUCCUGGGACAGUCCUCCUGCAUCGUGUGACCAGUCGUGUGCUUCUAUAGAGGUCGCCACGCCUUCUUCCCUCCAAUCCAUCUGUCUUGUUCCCAAUUCAACAAAAACUUGCCAAAGCCAUUACAUGUGCGAUGAUUACACAUGUGGUGAUGAGCCCCAAAGUAAAAGAACUAUCCGAGCAGAAAAUGAAGUGGAGGCCAACAAACUUGUCAAUAACUACAGGUUUGGUUUUAGAAAAUGGAAGAGCCAUGUGACAGAGCGGCCAUUUGAAGGCCGGUCCGAUGUUGUAAAGGAGCUCUACUCAGAAUUAAAUGUUGUUAAACCCUAUACAACUGAAGGUCAUUUUAUCACUUGUGGAAAUAUAGCUUAUGUGUUUCUCUUUGGCUGGUGGGUGUCCCUUGUCUACCUACUGGUCAGCAUCCUCAUGUUUAUCACCAUUAUUGGGUUUUCUUAUGGUAAACUGUGCUUCAAAUUGUCCUGCUACUUUUUAUGGCCAUUUGGCAAAUCCAUUCAUCAGAUAGGUAACACUAUGAGAAGAUGCUGCAGAGAUGUACCACACUGUAACUGCUUUAAAGAGGAGACAGAUCCUGAUUCAACAUUACUGCUGCCUUCUCCCACUGAGAUGCCACUGGAGGAGCCUCAAGAAAAUGUGCAAACCUCAUACUGGUGUCGCAUUUCCACAUACAUCUGGCUGUUGCUGGGCUACCCUCCACUGGUGGUCAUCCACUGCUUGGCCUGCUUCAUCUCCUGGAUCCUUGUCUUCACCAUCCCGGUGUCUAAAAUGAAUGCAAGGACUUUAUGUGUCGUCCUGCUCCUACCUCCUGAAGAUGUUUAUGUUUCUUCUUGUUCAAGGCAAAAGCAGACUGUUGAAACAAAAGCCCUGCUGUGCUGUUACCGUGCUGCAAACUGGUAUUACUACAAAUACACUGUGGAUGGGAUCAAUGUGUUUGCUGUCAAUCUACUUCCUUUGGUAGUUGUUGCCAUAGUGAUUGGAUACGUUGACAAAGAAAACCAGUUUGCCAGCUCAGAUGUAAAAUUUGCCAUAGCAGUUAGCUCUAUUAUACCAUUGUCAUACUUCAUUGGCAUGGGCAUUGCCAGUAUCUCAGCCCAGAGUAACUUUGCAGUGGGCGCGGUGGUCAAUGCAACGUUUGGCUCCAUCACAGAGUUGACCUUUUACAUCACAGCCCUUCUGAGAGGUCACCGACAGGCCAACUCGUGUUUACAGGAAGUAGUCAAAGCAGCAAUGACCGGUACUCUCCUGGGAUGCAUCCUCUUCAUCCCGGGAAUCAGCAUGAUAAUUGGUGGCCUAAGACACAGUGAACAAAGAUUCAACAGCCGCUCCACUGGUGUCAGCUCGGCGUUACUUUUCAUCUCUGUUGGCGGAGUUUUCACUCCAACGCUGUUCUCCAAGGCCUAUGGGAACCUUGUUUGUGAUGCAUGCUCAAGUGUGAACAACAGUGGGCCAUUUGUCUGCCAUAACUGCCACUAUGAUCUGAACAAUGGCACAUUAUUUCACAACCAUGUUCAGCCUCUGGUGUACACCAUGUCUGCUCUUUUGCCUGCUGCCUACAUCAUCGGCUUAUUGUUUACACUGAAGACACAUUCUCACAUUUACAAUAUUCAUGUGGAAGAAGGACAAGCAUCUGGUCACAGUGGAGCAGUGGUGCAUUGGUCUCGCUGGAGGUCUCUGGUCAUUCUCAUCAUGGCUACAGUGCUCAUGUCUGUUUGUGCCGACUUAACAACUGAGCACAUUCAACCCAUACUUAACCAGCCCAACAUAUCACAGUACUUCAUUGGAGUUACUGUUCUAGCGAUGGUUCCGGAGAUUCCUGAGAUUGUUAAUGGGAUUCAAUUUGCUCUUCAAAACAACAUUAGCUUAAGCCUUGAGGUUGGGAGCUGCAUUGCUGUACAGGUCUGCAUGUUGCAGAUUCCUGUGUUGGUCUUCUUCAAUGCUUUUUGGGAUGUGGGCUUUGUGUUGUUAUUCAGUGACCUGCACCUAUGGGCCAGCAUUUUCAGCGUCAUUGUAGUUAAUUACAUUUUCAUGGAUGGGAAGUCGGAUUAUUUUCAGGGCACUGCCUUGGUGGUCGUCUACCUCAUCCUUUUGGCUUUAUACUAUUUUGCGCCCUCUCCAAAAGGCUGCUAAGCAUAAGUUAUGACAGGUUUUCAUAUUUUUCUAAUUAUGACUUGGUGGUGUGCCUGUGGUCAUUAUUUGUCAUAGUUUUACAUCAGUUAAAUGCCAGUUUGUGGAAAAAAAGCAGAAAAGUACACAAAUGUAAGCAGCGUCGAGUUCUAUAACAGAAUACCUCUACCUAUGUCAUUAAUGAAAAUUCCAUCCAAAAUGUAGAGACAAUUUACAUGCAACUAGCAAACACUGUAAACAUUUAACAAAAUGUGGUGCAAAUUAUUUUAUUAGUCUAAUCUUAACUAUUGUGCAAUUUCGAGCGCCCUUCUUCACAUUAUGUUUGCUUCCCAACAUUUAUGGAAUUACCUCUACACAUGUUAUAUCUAUUGCCAAUGUCCAACUUGAAAUGAUAUACUUUAUCAAAAUUAAAAAGCUACAGAAAAUAAAAUGGGCUGCACUGAUAUAUUAAUGCCAUUUUCCAAAUGCUAAACUGCAUGUAUUGUUCAUCAUUUCUCUUUCAUCGGACAGUUUAUCUUUCAAGAACUUCAUACAUUAUUCUUAAAAAAAGGCUGCAGUUACUUUAUUUGGAAAGUUAAAGUAUAUAGCAGCUAAGGGCAUUCGGGGAGACCGAAAGCCAAGUUCAAGUUACAUGCACAGCACGGACAUGCAAACUGCUUUGACAGGGUGAUGCAAAUAAACAUUAACUACAAAAAGAUGAGUCAAGUCUAAAGACAUAAAAAAAUAAAUAAAACAAAAGGCAAGAUCAUAAGAUGUAAAACAAAAUGUCCAAGGCAGUUAGGUGGUGCUGUACAGAAUGUGAAACUACAGUACAGUUUUACAGUGCUCAGUCUGUUUUAAGGAUACAAUCACAUCAACAUCAACUGACCCAAUCCAACUAAAACCGUGCCUCAUACCUGUAAAAACAGCUAAAUUAAAAUGUCCAAAACAAUGAAUUGAGCUAAGAUAAUCCAUUACAAAUUUGGUUACAGAUUUAAGAUUAAAAACAAAAUUUAAAAAAACAGCAGCGAUGAGAAUAAAUAAACAGUAAAACAUCUGUAUUUCAUAUAAAACAAAUUCCUAUGAACAACCCUGGUAUUAAUAA
Molecule: messenger RNA, 3379 nt
Organism: Periophthalmus magnuspinnatus
Lineage: Eukaryota; Metazoa; Chordata; Actinopteri; Gobiiformes; Gobiidae
Exons: 20
Coding region: 52-2298 (748 amino acids)
Biological process (GO): intracellular calcium ion homeostasis; calcium ion transmembrane transport
Cellular component (GO): membrane; endomembrane system
Molecular function (GO): calcium:proton antiporter activity
Source: RefSeq, a predicted model, not a curated record